Messenger RNA from Komagataella phaffii GS115, 1470 nucleotides. Its product is annotated as Minor sphingoid long-chain base kinase. Gene Ontology annotation, cellular component: intracellular membrane-bounded organelle; membrane; cytoplasm. Gene Ontology annotation, biological process: sphingosine biosynthetic process. The record is from RefSeq and is a predicted model, not a curated record. NCBI's taxonomy places the organism in Eukaryota, Fungi, Ascomycota, Pichiomycetes, Pichiales, Pichiaceae. Bases 1 to 1470 code for a protein of 489 amino acids. The transcript has a single exon.
AUGUCUGAUAAACCAUUACUUCAGACUCUCUCAAGAGCUAUUAUAACCCAGAGUGGAAUACAGCUAUCGGGUAAUUGGCAUGAAUCAAAUUACCACCCUCUUUUUUGUUGCAGUGGCUCCAGUUCAGACAGUUCAAUACAUCGUACGAUUCCUUAUCAUGACAUUCUAUUCGCCGAAGAGCUUGAUUCUUCAGCAUCUGAUGGCGACUUUGGUACCAGGGAAAUUGAACUGACAUAUGUCGCAAGAAACAACAAAAUAGAUUUAAAAAAAGAGAUAGUCAUCGUUACUGAUUACGAACCCAACCUUAGUCAAACCAUCCUACAGAAAGCAUAUGGUCAGACUGACCGAACGCAUCCACAGAGAAUACUUGUCUUAAUAAAUCCGCAUGGAGGUAAGGGAAAGGCGUUGCGAUUAUUUGAAGACAAAGCUGAACCAAUUCUGAACGCAGCACAAUGCGAAUAUGAAGUGUGUACAACGUUGAAGCACCAACAUGCUACAGAGCUGAUCAGAACGAGGAAGGACAUUUUAGAUUUUGACACUAUUGUCUGCGCUUCUGGAGAUGGAAUACCGCAUGAAGUUAUAAACGGACUCUACCAAAGGGAUGACCGUGCAGAAUGUUUUGAGCACUUGACGGUCACUCAAAUUCCCUGCGGAUCAGGAAAUGCCAUGUCCUUGAGUUGUUUGGACACAAACGAUCCCGCAGAAGCAGCUUUAAGCGUCCUGAAAGCACCAAGCGUUCGUAUAGAUUUGAUGGCCAUAACCCAGCCUUCUCAAUCUGUGAGGCUUUCGUUUUUGAGUCUCACUUAUGGGAUGAUUGCAGACGGAGAUAUUGGAACCGAAUGGCUGAGGUUUUUGGGUCCAUUUCGAUUCGAAGUCGGUAUAGUGACGAAGUUGUUACAAAAUGCCAAGUAUCCAUGUGAUCUGAGUGUGGAUUUCUGUGCUAAAGAUCAUCAGUUGUUAUCUCAACACUAUUGUGACAACAUUAAAUCAGAUUAUUCCAAAACGCAGCACCUUCCAAUUACAGAUCAGAGUUUUGAACUCAAGAGCCCUUCACUCGAGAAUCCUCCACCCACGGACUGGGAACGUUUAGACAGUCAAAUUACCGACAACCUAUCGAUAUUUUACGUUGGUAAAAUGCCUAUAGUUUCAGCUGACACAAAUUUCUUUCCAGCAGCUAUUCCAGAUGACGGAUGCAUGGAUUUAGUAAUAACCGACAAUCGCUCAAGUGUUUUAGAUACUGCGAAUCUGCUACUCCAAGUCGAUAAAGGUACACAUGUUCUUCAGAAGGAUGUGAUACAUUCAAAGGUAAAGGCUUUCCGUCUUACGCCAAGGAUACCCAAGGGAUAUAUAUCCGUAGAUGGGGAGAGCUUUCCCUUUGAAACUACUCAGGUGGAAGUUCUUCCAACACUACUUAAAACAGUCAUGAAAGAGGGAACAUACGCAGAAACAGGGUUUCCAAGUUACUCGUGA